AUGCUGUCAUCAUCUUCAUCAACCACCACCACCACCACCACCACCACCUGUACCUGCAACAAAAACAACCUGAACAAUAAAACCCUCUCUUCCUCACCAUCAUCACUGCCUUCACACUUCUCACACCAAACCCAAAGAACCAACAACUUUAGCAGCAAUAAAGCCAUGGAAGAUGUGUGGGAAGACAUCAACCUUACUUCCUUAAGCAACCACAGCCCCAACACUACCCACAUCUCCAAAGGUGCAAAAUUUCAAGACUUUCUAGCUCGACCCUUUAACACCUUCACUGUGGACCCAUCACCUGUGACUGCUCUCACCUUGAGCACACGUUCUGAGCACCCUCUCCCGCACAAGAACCUGCAGUUGGCGCAAACUGUUUCAAAGACCGAUCCUUUUGCUAUCCCAUUUGCGAAUAAAAGUGCUCCAGCUUCAAGGGACAUGCGAGACGCACGACUCAUGAAAAAUCGCGAAUCUGCUGCCCGAUCCAGAGCCAGAAAGCAGGAAAAUAUUGCUUCUUCUUCUUCUUCUUCCCCUUUUGUUGUAGAGAGUGCUUACUUGUUUGAGUUGAAGCUUAAAAUCAAGCAGUUGCAAGAAGAGAAUGCAAGACUCAGAAGACAGCAGCAACUGGUUCGUUUCUCUUCUGUCGUUUGGACAAUUCCUGAGAUAAAUCAACGGCAUGACUUCAAAGAUAAAAGGGCUAAAUAA
Sphenostylis stenocarpa is the source of this 705-nucleotide messenger RNA. Lineage: Eukaryota; Viridiplantae; Streptophyta; Magnoliopsida; Fabales; Fabaceae. The record is from the annotation of a GenBank genome assembly.